UCUCCAACACAUACAGACACACCACAAUUUCCCUGUGAGGUAAAUCCCCCAGCAUUCCACUUAUAUGCUCUGUCACAGCCCUCCCACUCUUCCAAAUUGUGUGUGUGUGCGUGCGUGUGUGUGUGUGUGUGGGUCACCACUCUUCUCUGACAUUCCUGGGUAGAGCCAAGAGGCAGCGAGUUCAGCUGCAGAGAGUCAGAACUACAAAUCCAACUCAGUAGGGAAAGUUCUACUUUUCUAUUUUUUUCUGAUUUUCAAAAGUUUCACAAGGGAUUUCCAGAGAAGCAUCCUAUCCAGUUCCAGUUUUCCUCAUGCUCUUCUUCUCCAUCUGCCUCCCUUGCUCCAGACCGCGGACACUUGUGCCGGGGAACACUUUUAGAGAGGUAAAAACCGAACAAGGACGUGGAGUUGCAACAGCACACACAAAGAGACCCUGGCUCCUAUAAAGAUGGCUGACAUGUUGCAGCCAGACUCCAGCAGCCUGCAGUUACCCGGGGAUCGCUUAUCAGCCCCUUCAUCGCCUGCCACAGCUAGAAAUGACUGCGGCAUCACCCCCCUCACCCCCUCACCAUCACCGAUGGUGGAGGUCAAACCCAGGAUGUCGCAUCCGUUCUCGGUUGUCGUGGCGAUAGACUUUGGGACGACCUCCAGCGGCUACGCGUUCAGCUUCACACAGGACUCAGACGCCAUCCACAUGAUGAAGCGCUGGGAGGGUGGCGACCCUGGGGUGGCCAAUCAGAAGAGUCCGACUUGUCUGCUGCUGACUCCUGAUUUGCGGUUCCACAGUUUUGGGUUUGCGGCCCGGGACUUCUACCACGACCUGGACCCAGAGGAGGCUCGCCACUGGCUGUACUUCGAUAAGUUCAAGAUGAAGAUCCACAGCACGAGUGACCUCACCAUGGAGACGGAGCUGGAGGCGGUGAACGGGCGGAGGGUCAGAGCCAUCGAGGUUUUUGGUCAUGCCCUGCACUUCUUCAGGGAACAUGCUCUAAAGGAGGUGAAGGAUCAGUCGUCAUCCGUGCUGGAGGGAGAAGAUGUCCGAUGGGUACUCACCGUACCCGCUGUGUGGAGACAACCGGCCAAACAGUUCAUGAGAGAGGCCGCGUACCUGGCUGGUCUGGUGUCCCGCGACUGUCCUGAGCAGCUCCUCAUCGCACUGGAGCCCGAAGCUGCGUCCAUCUACUGCCGUAAGCUCCGCCUCCACCAGGUGCUCGACCUGAGCUUGCAGCCGAUCGCGAAUGGCUUUGAUCUGGAAGGGUCGCGGCCCUUUGACUCCAGCUUCAGACAAGCGAGGGAGCAACUGAGGCGGUCGAGACACAGCAGGACCUUCCUGGUGGAGAGUGGAACCGGAGAGCUGUGGUCUGAGCUACAGACUGGUGACAGGUACAUUGUUGCAGACUGCGGAGGAGGAACAGUUGACCUGACAGUCCAUCAAAUCGAGCAGCCGCAGGGAACCCUCAAAGAGCUCUACAAGGCUUCAGGCGGUCCGCACGGCGCCGUGGGAGUGGACCUGGCCUUCGAAGCCAUGCUGUGCCAGAUCUUCGGCGAGGACUUCAUCCUGAGCUUCAAGGCCAAGCGGCCGGCGGCCUGGGUGGACCUCACCAUCGCGUUCGAGGCGAGGAAACGGACGGCGGCGCCAGGCAGGGCCAACGCCCUCAACAUCUCCCUGCCCUUCUCCUUCAUCGACUUCUACAAGAGACACAAGGGGCAGAGCGUGGAGGCCGCCCUGAGGAGGAGCAAUAUGAACAUCGUGAAGUGGUCGUCCCAGGGGAUGUUGCGGCUGACACAGGAAGCCAUGAACGAGCUCUUCCAGCCCACCAUUGACAAAAUCGUCAAACACAUCGAGGAGCUGAUGGCGAAGCCGGAGGUGUGCGGCGUGCGUUUCCUCUUCCUGGUGGGCGGUUUCGCGGAGUCGCCCAUGCUGCAGAGAGCAGUCCAGAGGGCGGUGGGGCGGACGUGUCGCAUCAUCAUCCCCCACGACGUCGGGCUGACCAUACUGAAGGGCGCCGUGCUCUUCGGGCUGGAUCCCACUGUGGUCAGAGUGCGCCGGUGCCCCCUGAUCUACGGCGUCGGCGUCUUGAACCGCUUCGUGGAGGGGCGCCACCCUCGCGACAAGCUCCUCGUCAAGGAGGGCCGCGAGUGGUGCACCGACAUCCUCGACCGCUUCGUGUGCAUCGACCAGUCGGUGGCCCUGGGCGAGGUGGUGAGGCGGAGCUACACGCCGGCUCGCCUGGGCCAGCGGAAGAUCAUCAUCAACAUCUACUGCAGCUCGGCGGAGGACGUCGCCUACAUCACCGACCCCGGGGUCAGGAAGUGCGGGACGAUAACUUUGGACCUACCGGAACCGCUCCCAGUGCCGGGGGGAGCGGGAGCAGGAGGGGGGGCGGGCCCAGAGAGGAGAGAGAUCAGGGCGACCAUGCAGUUCGGAGACACGGAGAUCAAAGUCACGGCCGUGGACGUCAUGUCUAACCGCUUCGUCCGGGCUUCCAUUGACUUCCUGUCCAACUGAGGAGGAGCAGGAAGUAGAGACGAGGAUUGGAAAAACACAGGGGGGGGGGAAAAAAAACUGAUUCUAGGGAUGAUAACUGUAGAGAAAAAAAAGCGGUACUUUGGGGCGUCGGCUUUGCAUUCUAAGAAGGAAACUGAUAUCCUGGUGUGCCGACAUUUAUGCAACUUUUUUAUUCAUUACAGUAGUAAAAUAAGAUUAACUCUGACUUAAAAAAGAAAAAAGAAAACAUGUCAGCAUGUUCUCAACUGAAGGAGAGGGCGCCCUAAGUACCCCCAUCAAAAGAAGACGCCACUCAGUGUCACGUGACGCCACACGCAGAGCUCAUGCCAGCAGGUGGCUGAGAUGCAAUAUUCCCACUUUCCGUGGUGUAUUUCAGCUAUUAGACUACCUAACGUGAGAAUCACUCAUCUUAUUAGUUAAACAUGGUGGCUGCUGCCCCCCAUGCAACGAAUUACACAAGGAUGUGUCACAGCAUCAUUUCGAUCCCAUUUCACACUCCAUUUACAGAUAUUGAUAGAACCAGGUUGCCUGCAGCCGUUCCCCCCUUGUGAAUACGUCCAGGCUCGACCUGGUGGUGAAAAGACAGAACUUCCUACAGGCUGUGGGUCAAACGGCCUAUUUAAACUUUGUGUUAAAAACCCUGGGAAGGGACGCGGCAUUGUUGCUUAUUUCUCAUUGAGUACGUCACCAUUCUGGUGUAAUGUUUGGGACGGUUGAUUGUAAAUCAGGGUAAGAGCACCAUCCGUAUAAUAAGCUAUUUUACCAGAUUAUACUUUAUUAUUCACAUACAAUGGGAGUGGACUUCCUUGCCUUCCUGCUGCAUCCUUGUCUUUCUCAGCAGAUAGAAGGCUCAGUUAUUAUGGAGGAUGACUCAGUUGUUAAUCAACUGAGGAACCAGUUUGAUGCAUUUAAAAUGUAAUGAUAAAGUACAGCUUUAGGUAUUUUGUCUAAUUGUGGUCAUCAUUUUCACACUUUAACAGAUGCCGUCAUCACAUUUAAAGCUUGCCUUUGUUGUAAUAAACUGUAUUCAUGUUAGA
Molecule: messenger RNA, 3546 nt
Organism: Gasterosteus aculeatus aculeatus (three-spined stickleback)
Lineage: Eukaryota; Metazoa; Chordata; Actinopteri; Perciformes; Gasterosteidae
Gene: hspa12b
Product: heat shock protein 12B
Source: RefSeq, a predicted model, not a curated record